Volvox carteri f. nagariensis is the source of this 2019-nucleotide messenger RNA. RefSeq lists its product as uncharacterized. The record is from RefSeq and is a predicted model, not a curated record. The coding region runs from base 1 to 2019 and encodes 672 amino acids. The transcript has 11 exons. Lineage: Eukaryota; Viridiplantae; Chlorophyta; Chlorophyceae; Chlamydomonadales; Volvocaceae.
AUGUACGACCAGUCGUACUUCAUUGAGGCCAUGGCGGCCGCCGGCCUGCGCGUGCUGCCGUCAGAGGACGCGCCGCCGCCGUUGUCGUACGUCCACGCGCCGCUGGCGGAGUACGGCUGGAACGUGGCCGCACCGCUGGCGGAUCAUUUUCGCGAGGUGUCGCACCUGGCGGUUGACUGUCCGUUAUUCAAGCUGUCAUCUGCGGAUCUGGUUUCGGAGGAUUGGGAGCUCAUGUGGCGCUGGCAGUCAAUCAACGACGGCAUUGUACGGGACAACUGCUACUCGUACACUGACGACAUAGGGGCGCGGAUGGCGCUGUUCAACCUGCAGAACAGUACGACCUUGUACGUCGGGUCGUACUGGGACGACGUGGACAAGGAUCGGCGAGAAAAGGCCUUUGCCCAGCUAUCAGCCGCGGGCUACCGGAUGGUUACCUCUGCUGACGUGUUCCCCACAACUAACAUAACCACCGUCAACCACCUCGGUCAACAGCAGCAGCAGGGGGUGCCGCCGGUUCGCAUGGGUCGCGAGUUCAAGGCCAUGGUGGAGUAUUUCCUGGGGAUGCGGUCCAACAGGUUUAUCGGCAAUAGCGUGUCCACAUUCGCGGCUCUAGCGCUGCUGGAGCGUCGUCGUCGGGGCGCCUGGGCCGCAUACUAUAACGGCGGGAACAUCCCCCUCGCCACGCUGCUGCCCGGUUUGUACGAACUGCCCUGGGUAUUCACGUACAACAGCUGGAGCCCGGAUUACGAGUACAUGCUGCGGGGGGCAGUACGCUCAGCUCUUUCCACGGGCUCACUGAAGCCGUACUGCAUUUUCCUGGGCAACACCAGCAGCCCCAUAGCCAACUGGUUGGUGGGGAGGGGGGUCACACUCGUACGACAUACACCCACGUGGCGGGAACAGCUGCUGGCCAAGGCGAGAUCCAAAGCAAAGGACAAUGUACACCACUCACACCUCUUCAAAACACCGGACAUGCUGGUCUCCACUUUCCAACGAGUGGAUCUGCCUGUCGUACCCGUACUGGAUCAGUACACGUACGUGCUGUACACUGAUGCUGACGUGUACUUCAGGAAGCCCAUACGUCUGGACGAUUUUGGGCUGCCGCUGCCGCGCUCAGUAUCCAUGUCGUACGAGUUCGUGGAUAUGUUUCCGUACAAUGCUGGCGUCAUCGUAGCCAACCUGCCCACCAUGCGUCAAAAUUAUAACGCCUUCAUAGCCAUGAUGCUAGCUAACGAUAACGGACUGUACUACACGAACUACGGGCCUGCGGACCAAGGGAUCAUGAACAAGUUUUACGAACAAGACCUUCGUGCUCGUAUGUUGAGUCAGGCCUUCAACACCAAGCCGUACAAUGCGUACGACCCAGCUUCCUUUAUCGUACAUUUCCACGGCCCCAAACCCCACCAGCUGCUGGCCUUCCUGACCACCUCCAAAUGCGACUUCUUCAACGUCUGCGAGAACUCUUUUCUAUAUGGCCUGUGCUCGUACGUUAAUGAGUGGUUGGAGUGGGUGUACGACGAUCUGGAGGCGCUGAGGUUACAAGACGCGUGUGUCUGGCUUGGAAAGCAAGAGGUGGCUCAGGUGUUCAAGAAGAAGUGGGGUCUGCCCGGGGAGUUGGCGGCUGUGAACCUAACGGUCCAGGGGGAUGCAGGCGCAGUUCCCCUUGUUAAUCGUACGGAGUUCGUACAGCAGCACCACCUCCAUCUGCGGCACAGCACGCACCUGACCAGAGGGCGCCGGAGAACGUCAACCUCUCUGACAGCCGCGGUGGGGCGAAUAUCCGGGGGGGCUGGCAGCAACCACCUACCUGAGCAAUCCACCGAGCAGCAGCAGCAGCAACAACAAGGGCAGAUGGGGGGCCAGGAGAAGCGGGAUGAGGGUCUGAGGGACUUUGACAAGGUGCAUGCGGUCACGGUGGACGAGGAGGAGCUGGCGGCGGCCUGGGACGCCCCCGCGGAGAGCGUUGUUGCGGUUGGGGGUGGAGAUGGAGAUGCUGGUGGUGGUGGUGGGGGGAAGUAG